AAAAAGAAGAGAAAUACUGUAUUUGGGACGUUACACGUUGCACACAGCUCUUCACUAGAUGAAGUGGACCACAAGAUUCUGGAAGCAAAGAAAGCACUUUCUGAAUUAACUACCUGCUUGAGGGAGCGACUCUACCGAUGGCAGCAGAUUGAGAAGAUCUGCGGCUUCCAGAUAGCCUAUAACUCAGGGCUGCCAAGCCUGACCUCCUCCCUCUAUUCAGAUCACAGUUGGGUGGUCAUGCCGCGAGUGUCCAUCCCACCCUACCCAAUCGCGGGGGGAGUCGACGACCUCGAUGAAGAUACCCCUCCCAUCGUUUCCCAGUUUCAUGGGUCCGCUGUGAAAACCAGCACCUUAGCGCGGAGUAGCAGCGUGUAUCGCUCCAGGCGAAAUGUGGUGCCGUCAUCGCCUCAGUUGCAACAUACAGCACAAACGCCCCACGCUGCGCACACGCAGGCGACUCUGCACUCUGCGGACCCUGACCUCCUCUCCGUGUCCAGUUGCCCUGCUGCUUACCGUACCGAAGAAGAGGAGGAAGCAAUUUACUUCACCGCUGACAAGCAGUGGGAAGUCCAGGAUACCGUUUCCGAGUGCGACUCCUUCAAUUCUUCCGUGGGAAGGAAGCAGUCUCCCCCUUCGAGCCUCAAAAUAUAUCAACCCCUGUCACCUCAAAAGACAUCCCAGGAGGAUGUGUCCUUAGAACAAUCCUCUACCGGAGACUCUUCCUCCCUCACCGCCGAUAUCUCCAGGGAUUCUCCGGACUGCGUGGGGCUGACGGAAACGAAAAGUAUGAUUUUCAGUCCCGCGAGCAAAGUGUAUAACGGCAUCCUGGAGAAGUCCUGCAGCAUGAACCAGCUGUCCAGCAGCGGCGGCAGCAGCAGCGUUCCGCUCCCCAAACCUCGUCACACCUCAUGUUCCUCCACCAGCAGCGAAAGCCGAGCCGGGCACGAACCUUCUCCCGCCUCCCGGAUGAGUAGCGUUUCACAAGACCUUUAUCACAACGGAGAGCGGAACAAAAAACCGUCCAAAAUCAAGAGCCUUUUCAAGAAGAAAUCCAAGUAAGGCUGCUUGGAAGAGAGAGGGGAAGACUCUCUCCCUUUUCAACCACACGGCAUUCUUUUUGACUCUGCGGUCAUUAUCCUUAUUGUUAUUAUUUAAAUUAAGAAUGUAGUUGUCAAGACUUUUCUAAGCCACAGCGAGAAAUUCUCUUAGGUCGACUCUUCUUUUUCUUCUGUUUUAAAAGUUCGAGCUGUCAAUGAGAAAUUUUUUUCAAUUUCAAGACAGUUUUACUACUUAACGGUCAUUCGUCUAUUUAUUUCUGCUUUUUUUUUUUUUAGUUUAUAUAUAAAAACGUUUCUAAAAUUUUAAAAAAAUGAAAUAAAAGAUCAGCAACACUUUAACACGAGCUUUAACGGACUUCAUAAGCCUGCAUGGGCUUGCCAUGUUUCUUCUUCUUCCCCUUGUUUACCUGAGCAUCUUCUUAAUCUUUCCAUAGAAACUAUGGCAUUGUGUACUGGACAUAACAUAACUUUUUGAAUGAAGUACAACUUACUUAAAAUUGCACUACUGUUCUCCCGACUGGAAAGUAUCUUUGCAAAGUGAAAAUAAAGGAAGAGAUGAGUUGGUU
This is a messenger RNA of Thamnophis elegans (Western terrestrial garter snake), 1624 nucleotides long. RefSeq names its product stromal interaction molecule 2-like. The transcript has 4 exons. Gene Ontology annotation, cellular component: plasma membrane; endoplasmic reticulum. NCBI's taxonomy places the organism in Eukaryota, Metazoa, Chordata, Lepidosauria, Squamata, Natricidae. The annotation marks the transcript as partial. Gene Ontology annotation, molecular function: calcium ion binding; calcium channel regulator activity. The record is from RefSeq and is a predicted model, not a curated record. Gene Ontology annotation, biological process: activation of store-operated calcium channel activity; store-operated calcium entry; intracellular calcium ion homeostasis.